Molecule: messenger RNA, 1476 nt
Organism: Varanus komodoensis (Komodo dragon)
Lineage: Eukaryota; Metazoa; Chordata; Lepidosauria; Squamata; Varanidae
Product: ubiquilin-1-like
Exons: 1
Coding region: 1-1476 (491 amino acids)
Biological process (GO): ubiquitin-dependent protein catabolic process
Cellular component (GO): cytosol
Molecular function (GO): polyubiquitin modification-dependent protein binding
Source: RefSeq, a predicted model, not a curated record
AUGGUUGAAAGCCAGAAGAUCCCGGGGGCCAAGCUGGCAGCCGCCCCCGAGCCUCAGGUUGUGCGGAUCCUCGUGAAGACCCCUUGGCAGCAGGAGGAGUUCCUGGUCCACAGGGACAUGCUGGUCCGGGAGUUCAAGGAGCUCGUCGCCCGGCACUUCUCCGCGGCCCCCAAGCACGUCGUGCUGGUCCAGGCCGGGCGGAUUUUGAAAGACCACAAGGCCCUGGGGCACCACGGGGCCCUCCUGGAGGCCGACGCCACCGUCUAUGUGGUCGUCCGCUCUCCGUGGGCGCGCCCCUCCCGGCAGGCCUCUGCGGGCCCUCCCGGCGGCGCCCCUGGCCAGAAGCCCAGCCAGAGCAGCACCUCCGCCGGCGACGGCCUCCGAGCGCUCACGGCCAGCCUGGGCCUGAACACCGCCACCUUCGCCGAGUUCCAGAGCCGGCUCAUGUCCCACCCUGACAUCAUGCUGCGGCUGCUGGAGGACCCCUCCAUCCAGAGCAAGCUCUCGAGCCCCAGCCUGGUGAAGGAGCUGCUCACCAACAGCCGGCCGGUGCAGCAGGUGAUCAAGAGUGCCCCGGAGAUCAGCCACGUCUUCAGCUCCCCCGAGGGCGUGCGGCUGGUGAUGGAGCUGGCCAGGAACCCGGCGGCCGUGCGGGAGAUCCUGAAGUCGCCCCCGCAGGCCCUCGGCUGCCCCAGUGGGGACGGCAACAGCGUCCUGCAGGACACGCUGGCCGAGGCCCGGGCCCCGGGGCAGAAUGCCGUCCCCAAGUGGCGUGGAGCGGCCCCGUGGCCCGUCUCCCUGGGGGGCCACCAGCCACCCGUGGAGCCAGAGGAAAGGCCUGGGUGGGCCCGAGAGCCCCUGCCUUCUCUCCGGACGUGGCCCACGAGGCCCGGGGCCCUUGGCGAGCACAGCAGUGGGGAAAGCGGCCCCUGGAAGGGGGCAGAAGCCGGCCAGCUUGCCUCGGCAGCGGUCAGGAACCUGCUCCGCCAGAUCAUCAGGCACCUCGUGCAGAGCACCAUGGGCAGCCCCUCCCGGAAUGCAGCCGCACAGGGGCCAAGCCCCGUGCCGGAGCAGGUGGCCCGGGGGGCUCGGCGGGACACGGGGAGAGGCCGGGACGCCCGCGAGCAGGCAGGCACACCGGUCCCGGGCCCCGACGUGCUCCCGGCCAGCUGGAGUCCCCGAGAGAGGCAGGCGCUCCUGGACAUUCAGCGGCGGCUGCAGGCCCUGGCCACCGAGGAGCCGGCCGGGGAGCGGCGAGGCAGGUCCGAGCGGCCUGCGCGGAGAGCACGCUCCAUCACCUCCCUCUGCAACCUCAGCCUGGCGGCCUCAGGCCUGGGGUGCCAGGACCUCUCUGCCCAGCAGAUCUUGCAGACUCUGAUGGGCCCCGAUUUCCUAGCCAGUGAGAAAGGCACCGGUCGUCCCCGAGGCUCCUCCGCACAGCCAUCUUCCAAGCAGAAGCGGACACGCGAGCUCUGA